Ctenocephalides felis (cat flea) is the source of this 525-nucleotide messenger RNA. RefSeq names its product protein cornichon (gene cni). Gene Ontology annotation, cellular component: endoplasmic reticulum membrane; COPII-coated ER to Golgi transport vesicle. The record is from RefSeq and is a predicted model, not a curated record. Lineage: Eukaryota; Metazoa; Arthropoda; Insecta; Siphonaptera; Pulicidae. The coding region runs from base 6 to 440 and encodes 144 amino acids. Gene Ontology annotation, biological process: endoplasmic reticulum to Golgi vesicle-mediated transport. The transcript is spliced from 4 exons.
UAAAAAUGGCGUUCAGCUUUCCAGCCUUCAGCUAUAUCAUAGCAUUAAUAGUAGACGCAUUUCUUAUAUUCUUUUCUAUAUUUCAUGUAAUUGCAUUUGAUGAAUUAAAAACAGAUUAUAAAAAUCCUAUAGACCAAUGUAAUAGUUUAAAUCCACUUGUGCUACCAGAAUAUUUAAUGCAUGUAUUUUUCAAUAUACUAUUCUUAUUUGCUGGGGAGUGGUUCUCGUUAUGUCUCAAUGUCCCACUCAUAGCUUACCAUGUGUACAGGUACCACACAAGGCCAGUAAUGUCGGGGCCUGGUCUAUAUGAUCCGACAUCUAUUAUGAAUGCAGACAUGUUAAAUCGAUGCCAACGAGAAGGUUGGGUCAAAUUAGCAGUAUAUUUAUUAUCAUUUUUCUAUUACCUUUAUGGAAUGAUAAUCUCAUUGAUACAAGCCUAAGACAAUUUCCAAAGAAAUUUUAAAUUAUUUAUAUUCAAAGUCACAAAAAAUGUCAUGUUACAAAAUAAAUGUAUUCAUUGUAGAU